GCAUUCUUCAUCCUCUUCACAAGGAAACAGACAUGAAUGCAAGAUAGCGAGCGAGAGAGAGAGAGAGAGAGAGAGAGAGAGUUGUGGUUCUCUGAGUUCCCUCACAAUUGAAGAUGGAUUACCGAAAAAUCAAAGGCGAGGAAGAUAGCAUGAGUGCAUCUCAAGAUGAUAUAGAGAGUCUUCAGGAGAAGCAUAAUCCUAAUUCAGAUGCUCAUUUGCCUAGGUCUGUGCCCAGCCUGGGCAAGAGAUCUGAUUGGAGACUGAAAUCAUUUGUCACUCUUGCGUUGACAAUACUAACUAGUUCUCAGGCGAUACUGAUUGUGUGGUCCAAAAGGGCAGGAAAGUAUGAUUACAGUGUGACCACUGCAAAUUUUUCGGUGGAAGCUUUAAAAUGUGCAUUUUCGCUUGCUGCUCUUGUCAGAAUCUGGAAAAAAGAUGGUGUCACAGAAGAUAACAAGUUAAGUAUGUCUUUUGAUGAAGUAAAUGUUUAUCCUAUCCCUGCAGCACUCUACCUGAUUAAAAACUUACUUCAGUAUUACAUCUUUGCCUAUGUGGAUGCUCCUGCUUAUCAAAUUUUGAAGAACCUAAAUAUUAUCAGCACUGGUGUCUUGUACCGAAUCAUUCUAAAGAAGAAGUUAAGUGAAAUCCAGUGGGCAGCUUUCAUCCUUUUAUGUGCAGGGUGCACCACAGCUCAACUAAACCCUUCGUCUGAUCAUGUUCUUCAAACACCUUUUCCUGGUUGGAUGAUGGCCAUUGUCAUGGCACUUCUAAGUGGCUUUGCUGGGGUUUACACAGAGGCUAUUAUAAAAAAAAGACCUUCGAGGAAUAUUAAUGUGCAAAACUUCUGGUUGUAUGUCUUUGGGAUGAUUUUCAAUCUAAUUGCAAUAUGUGUUCAGGAUUAUGAUGCUGUCAUGAACAAGGGAUUCUUUCAUGGGUAUUCAUUUAUCACAGUUUGUAUGGUUUUCAAUCAUGCACUCAGUGGGAUAGCUGUAUCGAUGGUCAUGAAAUAUGCUGAUAAUAUUGUGAAGGUGUAUUCAACUUCAGUGGCAAUGCUACUUACUGCUGUUGUAUCAGUGUUUCUCUUCAGCUUCCAUUUAUCACUCGCCUUUUUCCUCGGCUCAACGAUCGUCUCUGUUUCUAUUUAUCUUCAUUCCAUUGGAAAGCCUCAAAGAUGAUUCUAUGGAAGCACAAUUCAAAAGCAAAGUUCUUGGGCAUUCUAUUUAGAAGCAAAAUCAUAUCAUCCCAAUGAAUUCAUUUGUUCAAUGAUGAUGAAAAUUUUACACAAGAUUUCAUGGAUUGAUGGAGUUUGGAGCUCUAGUCUCAUUUGAUUUCAAGAAUGAGUUUAUUGUUUUUUAUUUGAUUCAAAAAAUGUAUAUGGCUUUUACUUUGUUCUUUUCAUACUUUUGCAGUAUUUUGCACUUUUUGUAACCUUUUUAGAGUGGAAAAUCAAGAAUAUGUAUGGGCAGUUAGAGAUUAUCAA
Molecule: messenger RNA, 1480 nt
Organism: Dioscorea cayenensis subsp. rotundata (Guinea yam)
Lineage: Eukaryota; Viridiplantae; Streptophyta; Magnoliopsida; Dioscoreales; Dioscoreaceae
Product: CMP-sialic acid transporter 2-like
Exons: 15
Coding region: 114-1175 (353 amino acids)
Biological process (GO): pyrimidine nucleotide-sugar transmembrane transport
Cellular component (GO): Golgi membrane
Molecular function (GO): pyrimidine nucleotide-sugar transmembrane transporter activity
Source: RefSeq, a predicted model, not a curated record